Lolium perenne is the source of this 1382-nucleotide messenger RNA. RefSeq names its product SUPPRESSOR OF GAMMA RESPONSE 1. Gene Ontology annotation, cellular component: nucleus. Gene Ontology annotation, biological process: regulation of DNA-templated transcription. Lineage: Eukaryota; Viridiplantae; Streptophyta; Magnoliopsida; Poales; Poaceae. Gene Ontology annotation, molecular function: transcription cis-regulatory region binding; DNA-binding transcription factor activity. The record is from RefSeq and is a predicted model, not a curated record.
CAGAAGUUCCCUUCCCACUGGAUGCUCUCUCACUUCCUCUCUCCCCGCUCCGCUCUCAAGCUCCCGACCGCCCCCGAGCAGCCUCCCGUCGCAGCGCAGUCGGGCAUCCAUGGCAGGGUCAUUGAUUAUUAAUGGCAAGAUAAUUGCUGCGAUGAUUAGAAACUCAAGUACAGAAAUCAAGGAAUUGAUCACAGCAGCAUGGAAGGAGUGCCCAAAUUGCGAAUAUCACAUGCAUAAUGACGAUGUUUCAUCUCAGUGGCCAGGACUCCCUGUUGGUGUUAAGUUUGAUCCAACUGAUCUGGAACUGAUUGGACACUUGGAAGGAAAGGUUGGGAGGGUAGCAUCCCAUGUACUAAUAGAUAACUUUAUUCCAACAAUAAAGGAGGAGGAAGGAAUCUGCUAUACACAUCCCAAAAAUCUCCCUGGUAUCAAGAUGGAUGGGAGCAGCAGCCAUUUCUUCCACAAAAUAUCAAAUGCUUAUGAAGUUGGCAAGCGCAAGCGUCGCAAGAUCAGCAAUACUAAUGACACUGAUUGUGAUGAGAAUAUCACAUGGCACCAGACUGGAAAAUCUUCACGCAUCUUGGAUAAUGGCGUCAUAAAAGGCUGGAAGAAAAUACUGGUUCUUCACAAAUGCUACAACGAAAAGAAAGUUAAAACUAACUGGACGAUGCAUCAGUGUCACCUUGGGGCAGAGGUAGGUGAAAAGCACGGGGAGCUUGUUGUGUCGAGAGUCUUUUGGCAGGUUAAAAACAACACUAGGAAGUCGAAGAUGCAUGCUGCUGAUGCCGAAUCCGGUUCAUCUGCCGUGGAAAUCAAUCCUACAACCCCAAAUAUGUACCCUCCACAGCCUCGCGGCCUAAGCGGUAGUCCAUUGGAAACGGAACAGAAUCAGGAUGAGGAAGAGCCCGACUCAUCCGCUGUUCAGGGCUAUGCGGCACUGCCUCCGCUGCGCAACACCGACAUCCAUGAGAAUCCGACGCCUCUCGACUUCCCCGACUUGGAUCCUACUUUCUUGGCAACGCUUCAUGAGGUUUUCGAUCUCACCUUCGCAGGAUAGUCUCAACUUGCCGUACAUAAAUGAAGCAUAGCGCAGAGAGAAGGAGAACCGGUCGGAAGAGGGUUCUGAAGUAGCUGCUCAACGCAGAGAAACUGCAUUUACUCCUGAUGUAUGAGUGAUCCAUCUCCCGAGGAAAAUUUUGUAUAUGAUGUUUCGGUCUGCAAAUCAGCUUGCUUCGCCUAUGUUUCCAGUAUACUAGUUUAGUAGAUGAGUCAGACAUUCUCGAGCAACAUCUCAGACUCGGAAGUCUCUGUUGUUAAGUUGUUGAUGUGUUGUACUAGUAAUGUCUAAGCCAUGUAAUGGAUCACCGGGUGCUUUGAAAUGA